Cynara cardunculus var. scolymus (artichoke) is the source of this 893-nucleotide messenger RNA. RefSeq lists its product as uncharacterized. The record is from RefSeq and is a predicted model, not a curated record. Bases 1 to 756 code for a protein of 251 amino acids. NCBI's taxonomy places the organism in Eukaryota, Viridiplantae, Streptophyta, Magnoliopsida, Asterales, Asteraceae. The transcript has 3 exons.
AUGGUGUUGGCGUUGAGCCAGUUGGGUCAACAAGUGUGUAAGGCAGAGGUGUAUAUAGUGCUAGCGUUGAGCCAGUUGGGCCAACGUGAAUUUAAAGCUCUCRCCGACCGUCUUCUACCUCUCGAUCUCUCUCUCAAGCUCUCGCCUACCGUCUUGUACCUCUCCAUCGCUCGAUUUAAGGGGCAUCCCAAGGCAAGAACAUUAAAGACUGCACCAUUGGUAUACCCUGAUUUAUGUAUAGCUUUGUUUGAGGGGACUUCUGCUACCGGAUCUCGUGCUUAUGCCCCUAGUUCAACCCGUGAGAGGACUACAAUUUCAUCUUCAUCAUUUACAUCCAAUAUCCCUACUACUCAAGAAACUGAAAAUGAGGUGGAUGGAGAUGAGGAGGAAGGACCAACCGUCAAUAUUGCGAGCACAAUUCCAUUUAGACCGAAGAAGAAGAGUAAAACCAAGGUCGACAUGGAUGAAUUGGCUCUAGAAAUGAGGGGUGCACUUCAAACACUUGUUACACAACAAGCCACACUUGUUGAACAACAAACUGCACUUGUUGCACAACAAGCCUCAAACCUAAAUGCUUGUCUUGAACAGUUGGACACUCUUUGCCUUGAUAAAAGGAGUCCUCUUUAUGGUGCAGCCAUUGACAUUUUUGGGCAGUCAACAUUAUUAAGAGAGACAUGGUUGUCGAUUCCUUUAGACGCUGAUAUAUUAACAUCAUGGAUUUCAAGGACGGCUAGACGAAUGGGGCUUAUGGAUUAGUUUUAGGAAUUUGAACAAGUUACUUYUUUAUGUGAUUUGUAUUUGAACAUGUUAUUUGCUUAUGUGUUUGAUAUUUGACAAUUUGGUUACAUGUUUUGGAUGUUGAACUAGUUGUUAUUUGGUAAUGCAUUUGAUAU